Bacillus rossius redtenbacheri is the source of this 4398-nucleotide messenger RNA. RefSeq names its product BTB/POZ domain-containing protein KCTD5 (gene inc). The record is from RefSeq and is a predicted model, not a curated record. Gene Ontology annotation, cellular component: Cul3-RING ubiquitin ligase complex; cytoplasm. Lineage: Eukaryota; Metazoa; Arthropoda; Insecta; Phasmatodea; Bacillidae. The transcript has 5 exons. The coding region runs from base 1592 to 2227 and encodes 211 amino acids. Gene Ontology annotation, biological process: proteasome-mediated ubiquitin-dependent protein catabolic process; protein homooligomerization. Gene Ontology annotation, molecular function: cullin family protein binding.
AAUGCAUAAUUCUAAAACAGGCUAAUUGAAGAGUUUAUAAUUAUUGUAAUUUGGUUUAUUAUCCUGCCUAUUACAUGUAAUUUCUUUUAAUUAAAAAUUCUGAUUCACAUUUCUUUACACAGCAUUAAUGGAGCAGAAGGUACAGCCAUCCACCUGUAGCAUUUCAUUUAUCAAUACAGCCAUGAUUAUUUUUGCAAAUUUUUGUCACUCCAGGUUAGAAUCUUUUGGAUAACGUCAAAAGUAACUGCUUAUUGCAACAAUCAAAUAAUUAUUUUUGUAGAAAAAAUAAUUUUUUCACUCUCUUCGUUCUUGGGAAAGUGGUUAUAGUGAAGAAUAAUGUAUUUUACAGUGAUUUUCAAAGCAGUUUUGCAUGUUAUGGUCUAUUUUUAAAAAUACUUUAACGAAAGCAUAUCACAUUGUUUAACUGAGCAACAACUUAACAUUUACCCACUUUAAUGAGCUCAUUCACUGAUACCAGAAUCAGAGGCUUCCCACAUUUUGGACUUGGUUGUACAUGAUGGAUUCAACAUAAAUACUUAUUGCAGUAUGAUUGUAGCUAGUCAGAUUGAAUUACUGGUAAUUGUUUUGUAUCACGUAUCCAAGUUUAUCCAUUGAUCCUGAUGGCAUAAUCCUAUAAAUAUUGAUUCAAGGAUACAUAAUGCUUGCUGUUUUAUUUAGUACAUGGAAAGAUCUGCAUAAACAAUAUUUUUAUAUAACAGUUAAUAAUGAUCUUAAGUUGAAUAACAAGAUAAUUUAAAUUGUGUUCAACUUACAAUCAUAAUUAAUUUUUACAUAACAAGUUUGUGUUAUGUCCAGGAUCUUUCGACAUACUUAUUAAAUUAAAACAGCACACAUUGUAUAACAUAGAAUAAAUAUUUACAGGAUCAUGCCAUUAGGAUCACGGGAUAAACUUGGAUAUGUGAUAUGGAACUUUUACUGAAUUACUUACUUUUAUAUAAAAUACGUUGUUGUAUUAGUAAAAUGCUAAUAAUGAUGUGUUCGGGGACUUAACACAGGUCCACUCACCUGAAUAAUUCAGCUAUCUGUGCCGAAACUUAUUUUAAAUUUUAUCUCUUUAAAAAGAAACUAGAAAUGUUAUUUUUUAAAAAAAAUUAAUUGUCGCAAAAUUAAUGCGGAAACUAUGACCACAAAUACCAUAUUUCCUUACCUGGGAGUUGCUUCAAGUAAUAAUAACUAAAUCUUCCCACACUUUAUGAAUAUUCUACAACAAUGGAUAGAAUACAAAUCUUUUUUGCUUACCCAACUGUUGUCUGUUGUUUAUUAUCUAUUAGUGGUGAACUUAAAAAAAAAAAAAAAAAAAAACACAAUCGAAGAUGCACGACUCCACCCGAACAGAAUGGCGUCCCAUGUCAGUGAAUCUUUGGUUACCCGUAAAAAAAAUCUAAAAAUAAAAUAAUAGAAAACUUAAGAGCUAUGAACCACCCCAAGAGAUCGAGAUUUGUUGUUGUUGAUCAAGGGAAUGUCUCUACUUUAUUUUAAUUACGGAACAUAAGUUAUUACGUGAGGAAGUGUAAUCAUUUUUUUUGGGGAACAAAUGCAGUUCCAUUUGUAAAUUUACAUAGUGAUAAAAAUGUCUGAAACAAAUUCGCAUAAUGCGGACGAAAUGGAUGUCGUGAAAAUUGGAAGUAAACAGUGGGUACGAUUAAAUGUUGGUGGGACGUAUUUCUUGACUACCAAGACUACUCUUUCCAGGGACCCAAACUCAUUUUUGUUUCGACUGUGUCAAGAGGAUUCGGACUUAAUAUCCGACAGGGACGAUACAGGAGCUUAUUUAAUUGACAGAGAUCCUACGUACUUCAGUCCAGUUCUCAACUAUUUAAGACAUGGAAAACUUGUAAUAAAUAAAGAUUUAGCAGAAGAAGGUGUACUAGAAGAAGCAGAGUUCUAUAAUAUUACCGAACUGAUACGUCUGGUGAAGGAGAGGAUAUGCUUGCGAGACACGAGGCCUCUGCGAGACUCAAAGAAGCAUGUGUACAGAGUCCUUCAGUGUCACGAAGAUGAACUGACACAGAUGGUUUCAACAAUGUCAGACGGCUGGAAGUUCGAACAGCUCAUAAACAUCGGUUCUCAAUACAACUACGGCAAUGAGGACCAUGCAGAGUUCCUGUGCGUCGUCUCUCGCGAGUACGGAACCACCGCCAACUCAAAAGAAGCAGAGCCGACGGACAGAGCAAAGGUCCUCCAGCAGAAAGGCUCUCGAAUGUGAGGAUCCGCGUCGCAGCAUCUGCGAGAACAAACUACCUUAGUUUUCCAAAGCGUUCCAGUCGUGGACCCCGCGGCGAAGGAAGAGGGAUAGCGUGGCGUCGACGUGGUCGACGAGUGGACGUGCAGACUGCCGUUUGGCCGAACACUCUCCUCAGAGCUGUUGUUGUGCACCUCGGAUGGUCUCGGGACGAGUACGGAGUGUGAUAACUAGCUCACAGUGUUACAUUUUUGCCUAGUUUGUACAUUUGUCGUACUCUUUUUAUCCUCUUUGUGUACUCACGUUGUCUUGAGUCAUACUAUGCGUAACUUGUUUUCUAAAUAGUUUCUGUGUGGUUUUGAACAUGCCUCUACCCAGCCUGACAAUAGGCAAUAAUUUUUUUAUACGUGCUGUUGUAUUUGGUAUGCUGAGUGAACAUUUACAGUGUGCAAAUACGUACAUACGUACAACUCAAUGCUGUGGUUAAGUGAAUUUAAGGAGUCAGUCUGUGUGUAGUAUAUUAUGUCCAUAAUGCAAAGUCCUUAAUUUAUUUGUGUGUUUAUUUAGGAUUCCUAUUCACCUCUAUGCUUAAUGUAUUUUCUGCACAAGUUAAUUUGUUUGUGUAAAUGAACAACAUGCAUUAAUAAUGGAAGGUGCAAUGAGAAUGUUGUAAAGAAUGCAUCGAAAACAAUUUCAGUCUCUAUUUGAGCCAAGAUCAUUGCAAGAUCUUUUGAAAUUCAGAGGAUGCAUAUUUACGGAGAAUUUCUUCAGUCACCAACAACAUGUGUCAUUUCUUUUGUAUCCAAAAUUUCCAUCAGCUUUUUUUUUAUGAAAUAAGGAAUACAUACAGUUUUGAGACUUUGAUUAACUGAUGGAGUCAAGGUCAUUGUAUUUAAUUAAAUGUAUUAAUUUGGUUAUUCUAAUAUUUAACUUCUUGUGAUUACAAUUUUAAAAAAAAUAUGUUAAUUCAUAAAAACAAAAUUAAAAAAAAAAUGCUAGCAAAAUUAUUGUUUCAAGUGGAUGAUUAAAUGGUUUAGUUUUAAACAUAACUGUAGCAUAAAUGACUACUGUUUAGAUGGGGCCUAGGCAGGUAAGUAAUGGGUGAAUGUGAGUUUACCUUAUAUGUAUAACAAUUCAACUUCUUCAUGAGACAAGGGAAAACAGAAACAAUAUAUGUAAUUAAAUAAUUCUGUAACUAAAUUUGGAUAUUAAGUACAAUUUGUAUAUAACUGAUUUACUUGCCUAUGUAAUGUUUAUAUUUUAGUUAUUUUGUAAUUUUUUGUACUUUUUAUGAUACAUGUAAAUAUCCAACAAAUAAUUUCUCAUCAUCACACUUAUAUCUUAUUACAGUUAUUUUUAUCAAGUAUUUUAAUACAAAGAAUUGUUACAAUAAUUUGUCUUAAUUUUUUGUUUAUCAUUCUUAGGAGUGAGAUUAAAAAAAAUUGUGAUAAUGUUCUUUAUUUCUUUCGAGAUGUUGUAACAGUUGUUGACAAAUUAAAUUUUGGUUUUAUCAUGCACUCAACCUCUUGUUGGAUUUUGGAUUUAAAGAAUUUAUUUCUUUAAUGUCUAUCCCAUUUAACUGUAAGGGACUCAAGUUUCAUGAAAUUUAUGAGUUUGGUGUAAAAAUUACUUUUGGGUCAGUUAAAAUUGUGGAAUUGGCCAAUUUUAUUGAUUCAAAUGGUAUCCAAGGAUUCAUCAGAUUCUAAUAAUUUUGGUAUCAAAGCAUGUCGAUUCUUUCCCUAUAGCACAAUCUUGAUACACUGAUUUUUGUUUUUGAUGGGGGCAUCAAAUUCAAUUUGUCAAUACUUUAAAUAGGAAUUUCCAUCUAAUUGACAGAUUCCCCACUAAUUGGAUUUCUGACUAAUCACACUAGUUUUUUACAUUUAUGUUAUGUGACGACAGUGUUUUCACGUAUUGAUCGGGGUAUUGGGCCAAUUGUUUAAAUAGCCUGAAACCAGCCAAAUUCAAAUUUGCUUACUGUUUAUUGUCCAAAUUCAAAUUUGCUUACUGUUUAUUGUCCAAAUUCAAAUUUGCUUACUGUUUAUUGUCCAUGCUUGUAGCUUGGCAGGAUUUAGUUUGACAUGUUUCUUAAAAAUGCCUUGUUUGGCAUUCCCUGCUACCCAUUACAUUUGUGUCCCACAAUUCGCAAACAUUCUCUACAUCAUAAGGUAUGCCAAAAAUAUAUUAAAGGUAAA